UCUACAUCAACUUUUAUUCGUCUUGUCCCAAUACAAAUUCGAUAUCAUACACGAUUGAGGGGCCGCGCACCGCGGAUCUGUCAAGCAUCAAGGCACUUCCGGCCAUCUCUGCGUCUUGAGCACGAGGUUCAAGGGAAGGUGAGAGGUGAUCGGACCGCGAUGCAACAACCUGGAGACUCGUGCCUACGCAGUUCGGUCCGGCACUGCGGCUGGUCGAGUCUUUCUUGACGAAACCCUGGAAGUUGAGCGACCAUGGCACCACCACAAGGACAGACUGCCUACAAAAAGCAGCCCGGAACUUUGGCCAUAUCCAAAGACCGUAAAUCGGUGUCAUGGACUCCUGCACAGCCACCAGAUGCUGCGCCCAACCUAGUCUUGUCGGCUGCUAAUAUCACCAAUCUGCAACAAACGCCCGAGUCGAGUGCUAAGGUGAUGCUAAAAAUAUUCGCUCAAGCUCCAGGACAGACAGAGGCAGUUGCCCAUGUCUUCACCUUCACGUCCAAAGAUGAUCCAAGAAAUGAAGCGAAUGCUAUCAAGGACGCUUUGGCGAACGUCAUUCAAGCACAGAAAGCAGCCCAGAACGCUGCUGCUGCGGUAUCUUCGGGAGGCCAGUCGGCCGCAAUGACUAUUGCAAAUGCGAUUGCUGGUGGGGGACGUGCCGGAAAUCUCUGGGAAGACGACGAAAGACUGUUGUCCGAUGUCAACCUGCAGCAAUCACUCCUGAGAGAAGAUCCGGACUUGCAAAAGACGUUUCACGAAGCUAGGAGUUUAAAGCCAGAAUCGAUCUCAAAUACACAGUUCACCGCGCAGUUCUGGUCAUCCCGUGUCAACCUUCUGCGAGCCCAUGCAUUAGCUCAAAACCAAGGAAAAGGCAAGUACAAUGUCUUUUCUGAAGUACGCCGGGAGGAUGGCGGCCGGUUGCUCAACUUGACCAACGAGCAGAUACGGGCGAUCUUCGAACAAUAUCCGGUAGUGAGAUUGAUCCACGACGAAUUGGUUCCACAUGGUAAGGAAGUCGAUCCUAAGAAAGUCAGGGACGAUGUCGACUUCUGGUCGCGCUUCUUCCAAAGCCAAUUGUAUAUGAAACUUCGUGGACUCAAAAUCGAUCCGACGAGAGAUGCCAGAGACAAAUUCCUCGACGUCGAGGAGUACCUUAAUCACCCCGACGUGACCGGUCUCCGCAUAACAUCAACUGAGAUGCACAUUCCCAAGUUUAUCGAUCUGGAAGGCAACGAAGAAAAUCACAGUCAACGCAAGGGCAACCGUCCGGAUAACGAGCUACGCGCAACAGCACUUGACAAGGCACCCAUUAUUCGCAAACUCAAUGCACUCAGUGAGAAAAUCAUGGCUACCGUGCGGCCAUCAGAUGUCGAUUCCUCUGCACCGAUUGGCAUGACGGAGGCUACAUAUGAGCAGCUACGCUUGCGUGAUCUGGCUGGGGAUCCAGAGCAGGAACGCAUCAUACUGAACAUUCGUGACCAAAGUCGCUUCUUCUCUGAUAACAGCUCAGGACAAGAUGGAACGAACGGCAUCGAUUCCAACCCGUUCCGCAAACUCGACCCCGCUCGAGCCAUCGAAGAUAUCAAUGACGAUCUUUCGAAACACUUUUCCCAGCCUGACAACGGUGUGAUUCCCAUAGACCAGUAUGAAGAUGAGGACAUGGAGAUGGACGACGAAUCAUCACAAGCACAGACAGGCUCAUCUCUUGCUACAAAUCACAUCUUGUCGCUCAUCCAGGCACAUCGAGAUCAGACAUCUGAAAUCCCACAAGCUUCUGGUCUCAGCACGGCCAUAUACGACCGGCUUACGAUAACGCAAGCGACUACGAAUGAAUUCCUCCGGCAGUUUUGGAAUGCGUUCCUGUCAGGUGAUUCGGCGCGAGCAAAUGAGAUUGCUUCGCUGGUGGAAAGUCUCAACAAGGCUUUCGACAGGAUCAAUUUGAUCGCCGACGACGCUGAGGCGGAGAGGCAGGAGCAUAUCCGGUCCCAGGAGCACGCUGUUGAAGAGCGCUUCAGGAGAACGGGACGGCGGCAUCGGGUCGAUUACGACGCUAUCAAGGGUGGUGGCGCUGUGGUGAAGCAGUUGCUUGGUCCUGUCAUUACGAGUUUGGGGACUGCUGUCCAGAGAUAUAAGCAGGCUUUCGAGGAGCAGACUAAGGGUGGAUGAACAGACGCAUCUUUUCAACCCUCGAUUUGGGAGCACAAACGACCGCUCGAUCCGUUGUCAGCAUGGGAAUGGCCUGUCUGAGCAAAAUUGCCAACCGCUAUAUUCGACACUUCCACUAGCGCCAUCCCAAGGAGCCGACGACGUGCACAUCGAUGCAUACGAGAUGGUGGACGGUGCUCCCCGUAUCAUUGACACAGAAGACAAGAAGGC
Messenger RNA from Exophiala viscosa, 2376 nucleotides. RefSeq names its product transcription initiation factor TFIIH subunit H1. Gene Ontology annotation, cellular component: transcription factor TFIIH core complex; transcription factor TFIIH holo complex. Gene Ontology annotation, biological process: transcription by RNA polymerase II; transcription by RNA polymerase I; nucleotide-excision repair. The transcript has a single exon. The record is from RefSeq and is a predicted model, not a curated record. Lineage: Eukaryota; Fungi; Ascomycota; Eurotiomycetes; Chaetothyriales; Herpotrichiellaceae. Bases 253 to 2166 code for a protein of 637 amino acids.